Spodoptera littoralis (African cotton leafworm) is the source of this 1587-nucleotide messenger RNA. The record is from the annotation of a GenBank genome assembly. Lineage: Eukaryota; Metazoa; Arthropoda; Insecta; Lepidoptera; Noctuidae.
AUGGAUAAUCAGCGAGAAAAAGAACGUGAUCGAUCCAGACGAGGGGACCGACCAUCCAGAUUUUCUGAUGCAACCAGAGAUCGCUCAAGCGACCGGGAGCGCCCUGAAGGGAAAAGAUUGUUAGUGUCCAAUAUUCCUUAUGAAUUUCGCUGGACGGAAUUAAAGGAUUUGUUUAAGGAGAAGGUUGGAGAUGUGGCUUACGUAGAACUAUUCAAUGACGAAAAUGGGAAACCUAGAGGUUGUGGUGUAGUUGAGUUCACAAACCCUGAGGCCAUGAAGAAAGCUUUAUUUGUCAUGCACCGUUAUGAGUUGAACGGUCGUAAAUUAGUGUUGAAGGAGGAAACAGUUUCAGGUAAUGACAGGAAUAGGAUGAAUUCCUCUCGAUCUGGAGGCGGUGGUGGUGGUGGAGGCGGCGGAGGCCGUAAUGCUAGGAAUGAUGAUAAGGAUUCUUUCAACUGGGGUAUCAGUAAGCCACGGGAACCAGAAAAUUACAAUACCUAUGGUCUAAGUCUCCAGUUUCUUGAGUCCAUAAAUGUACAACCACCUUUGGUUAAGAAAGUAUUUGUUGCCAAUCUUGACUACAAAGCAGAUAGGACUAAAAUAAAGGAAGUUUUCAAAAUGGCUGGCAAAGUCCGCAACAUUGAUCUGGCAGUAGACAAAGAUGGUAACAGCAGGGGAUUUGCUGUUAUUGAGUAUGAUCAUCCAGUUGAGGCAGUUCAGGCAAUUUCUAUGUUUGACAAACAAAUGUUGUAUGAUCGAAGAAUGACAGUGCGCAUGGACAGGGGUGUAACAGAUAAGGGUGAAGUGAGGUUACCAGAAGGCUUGAAAAGCAUUGGUCUUGGUCUGGGACCUAAUGGGGAGCCUUUAAGAGAUGUAGCAAGGAAUCUUCCAACUCAGACACCAACUACUACAAAUCUAAGUCUAGCAAAUACUGGGACUGCAUUAGGUGCAGGAGUUUUGGGUGCAGUACCUACCGCUGGUGUGACUUUGAAUGGACUUGGAGCAGGAUUAUCAGCUAACACUUUAAAUACCAACUCAGCAUUGGGUGGUAACUUAGGACUACAGGCAUUUAGUUUGACUGGCUUGGGAGCUUUACAAAAUCAGUUGCUGCAACAAGGUUUGACUGCUAAUGAUUUAGCUACAGUGCUUACAGCACAGGCCAAUGUGAACUCAAACAACUUGGGACUUGGUAAUUCAGACUUAGGUUCAAGCCUGAACUUGAACAACUCUAGCUUGGCCAACAGUGUUAUGGGCAACAACACUCUUAGCUCUGGACCUCUCUCAGGCAAUAACAGACAAAUGGGUGGUGUGACAGUUUCAGCCCAAUAUGGACGGGAUCCCGGGGUCCAGCAAUCAAGCAGGGACAAAUCAUCUGACAUGGUCAUCAUCACUAAUUUGCCGCCAACAGUGACGUGGCAAUUGAUUCGUGAGAAGUUCAGCGAGUGCGGCGAUGUGAAGUUCGCUGAAAUGACUGCGCCCGAUACAGCUGUGGUCCGCUUCCAUAAGGAGUGGGAUGCGGAAAGAGCUAUAAAAAUGUUCGACCGCACCCGCAUCGAUGGAAGGACGAUCGAUGUUCGCUUUUUUUAG